Messenger RNA from Apiotrichum porosum, 2010 nucleotides. RefSeq lists its product as uncharacterized. NCBI's taxonomy places the organism in Eukaryota, Fungi, Basidiomycota, Tremellomycetes, Trichosporonales, Trichosporonaceae. The record is from RefSeq and is a predicted model, not a curated record. The transcript is spliced from 4 exons. Bases 1 to 2010 code for a protein of 669 amino acids.
AUGUCCGACUACGCCACGCACAUUCCAGUUUCUAGCCCCGACCCCACCGGCAUCCAGACACUCAUACCGAGCUUUGCCUACGAACCCCCUGCCGACGCGCUCGUCCCCUCCCCAUGGGAGCUCCCAGUGGACAGCAUGACUGAAGCCGGUAGUCGUAGUAGUAGGAGGACCCUGGACGCUGGCAAGAUGGCGCAGGUGGUCCAGCGCGCUGGCGGGACAGGUCUAGAGGUCGCGACCAGACCGCACCGUCUUGCGACUGUGCGCCCGAGUGGUGCCACGACACCUCAAACCAAGGUCCAACUCCUCCCCAACCACAAGUGGCACCGUGGCGACGGGACCCACCGCAGGUCACACGUCCAGUCCCCUUCUCCUCUCCGCAUCGAGAACCUUAUGGACGACCUGCUGGUCGAAGAGGUGCCAUCUCGCUCGUCCCUCAAGUCCCACCCUUCACGCAAGUCCAACAAGAGCAUUGGCACAGCGAUACGGGCUCGCGCAUACCUCGCCGAGUUUAAGCAGACAAAGAAGAGACACCUCUAUCACCAGCGCGCAAGUGUUACCCUCAAGGCGCAGGGGAUGCCCAGCCAAGCGCGCAAGGGCCCGACUCCAGUGGUCCACCGCUAUCGCGAGCGCGAGUCGUGGAAGGAGCGCAUCUCCACGUUGGGAGUGCCGCAUAUUGGUGGGGCUGUCCCCGUCGCGGUGCCAGCCUCGCGCGCUCCUGCUGUCCCCAUUACGCAACGUACAGUCGCGAGCGCUGUGGACGCGAUGAACAGGUCGAAUGCGAUUAUAAGGGCGGCUGCUCCCCCCUUUGUCCCCAGGUCUCCCCCCGUACCCCAGUACUUGGCUGCAAACUUCCAAGGAAUCGGGGGUAGGCCUCUCACCAACCCUCCCCCUCGCGCGACUCCUCUUUCCCCAACCCCGCUUCCACCGAGGCCUACACGCCCUUCCCCCAACAUGCAGUCUGGAGCAUUCAUCCGGCCUCUGGUUCCAGUUGACGCAAUCGCAAAGCCCCAAAUCAACAACUUUCCCCCCGUCAUCGCCAUCCCCAAGGGCCCACCGCCGCGCCUCCCUGCCGAGCUCACGUACGAGGCGCUCUCAAAACACGUAUCACACGGCGGCCUCGUACGCGUCCACCAGGCCAACUCUGCAAGCCCGCUCCAGUGGACCGGUUCUCGCUCGUCCUCGGGCUUUGGCGCGGGCGUGUUCAAGGGCAUGUCCCCGAACGCAUACAGCGCGGCCAUGAGCCAGCGAAAGGGGCCGUGGGACGGGCCGUGGGUCACUGAGACGGUCCACCGCCACAUCACCGAGCGAAGCGACGAGGACACUCCAUGGAUCAGCGGCACGUUCAGCCUCAACUGGGCUCUGUGGGCCAUCGUCAAGGCCCUGGCAGAGGGGUCGACCGCGGUCCACCUCUCUGUCAUUUCGCCAACGGACGAGAUCCGUUUCCUCCCCACUGAAGUGCUGCACCACACACGCGGAGACGUGCGGUCGCAGGAGGCGGCAACGAUCCGCAGGGCCGCGGAGCGCGGUGAGGUGCUCUUCUACGGGAGGAUCUUUGCCGAUUCCAUCCAGGCAGACUUGGUGUGGACUCCAGAGACCAUCCCGUUUGAACUCCCUGCUCGUUUCUGGCGGCCAGCUACUUCCCGUCCGCUCGUCGGAGGUUGGAUGAGCUACCUGUGCUGGAACAAGGCAGAGGACUGGGUCCUCGCCUCACUCAAGCUGGCAUCCAAGAACCCGGGGACACCGUGGACAAGCCAGCCUGUUCACAGCAUCUCACACGACUGGCCGCCUCCCAUCGAAGAGAUUGAAGAGAUAUCCCUCGCACCGCACCUGCUUGCGAGCUCCCCCACCCGCACCUCACAGACCACAUUCCCGCUCGAGGCCGUCCUCGUCGAAGUCGACGACUCGCCGGAGCAGCCUCGCCGUGUGACAGAGCUGGACGAGAUUGGGCUUGUGCUCCCUCCCCCGCUCGUACCAACGCGUGUUUCUGCUGCUCUUAUCCACCUCGAGUAA